AUGGAGAGUGCAAUCACACUGUGGCAGUUCCUUUUGCAGUUGCUGCUAGACCAGAAACAUGAGCACCUGAUUUGCUGGACGUCUAAUGAUGGAGAAUUCAAGCUACUCAAGGCAGAAGAAGUGGCUAAGCUGUGGGGACUCAGAAAAAACAAAACUAAUAUGAAUUAUGACAAGCUGAGCCGAGCGCUCAGAUACUAUUAUGACAAGAACAUCAUCAAGAAAGUGAUCGGACAAAAAUUUGUGUACAAGUUUGUCUCCUUUCCUGAGAUUUUAAAAAUGGAUCCACAUGCUGUGGAAAUCAGCAGAGAGAGCCUUUUGCUGCAGGACAGCGACUGUAAGAUGCCUUCUGAGAGCAGGGAUCAGCACAAGCACAGCUUGUCAGCACUGAAAAGCGCGAGCCGUAAUGAGUAUAUCCACUCUGGCCUGUAUUCCUCUUUCACUAUCAACUCUCUGCAGAACCAGCCAGACCCUUACAAGCCAAUCAAAACAGAAAAACUGGAGGAGAAGGCAGAAGUAAACACACCAGUGGAAGAAGUUCGGACCGUUAUAAGAUUUGUGACAAACAAAACAGACAAACAAGUUUUGAGGCCCAUGGUGUCGUUGCCUUCCACUUCUGAAACGGCAGCUGCCUCAGCUUUUCUCAGUUCAUCAGUGUCAGCAAAAUUAUCUUCCUUAAUGCUACCCAACAGUGCCAGCAUUUCAUCUCCAUCAUCAUCUUCCUCCCGGUCGCCGUCUCUGUCUCCCACCUCACCCCUCCCUGCAGAACACAGGAGCCUCUUCCUUGAGUCCAGUUGCCAUGACUCAGAUUCCCUUGAGCCUCUGAACCUCUCCUCAGGCUCCAAGGCAAAAUCUCCAUCUCUCCCCCCAAAGGCUAAAAAACCCAAAGGUUUGGAAAUCUCUGCCCCACCUAUGGUUCUCUCCAGCACCGACAUUGGUUCCAUCGCCCUCAACAGCCCCGCACUUCCUUCAGGAUCCCUGACUCCAGCUUUCUUCACUGCACAGACCCCAAGUGGAUUGUUGCUGACCCCGAGCCCACUGUUGUCUAGCAUUCAUUUCUGGAGCAGCCUCAGUCCUGUUGCUCCUCUGAGUCCUGCCAGGCUGCAGGGACCAAACACUCUGUUUCAGUUUCCAACUUUGCUCAACGGUCACAUACCAGUGCCACUCCCCAGCCUGGAUGGAGCCUCCUCUCCUGUGCUGCUUUCUCCCAACGCUCAGAAAUCCUGAUGACGCCUCAUCAAGCUAAGGACUUACUGGUGGAUUUAACACUUCAUUCCUAUGGGUUAGUUUUUCCUGUGUCAUGAGAAGGACAUUGUGAAACCCUCUAUUACUUUGGUUUGCACUUUUCAUUACAUGGAUAGUCUACUUUUAUUAUGUUAGCAUUUUUAAACAGUGUUUAUAUAUGAAAGUAUAUAUAAAUCUGUUUUGCAUUAAAUGAAUUAUAAUUUUUUUAUAUCAUAACUCUCAAGUGUUGAACACUUCUGUUGUUGGUGAAGUACUUUUCUUAAUGGAUUGCAACAACGUAUCUAAUAAGGAUGUGAAGCUUCUUUUUAAUCCCUUUUUCUGCAUAUUAUGCAUUGUGCUUGAGUAAACUAUAACCGGCUGUGCCUUCUUUUGCAUAAUGUCAUGUAAAUGAUUUAUAUAUUUUCUAGUAUUAAAAUGAAAAGUUGAAAGACAAAACUAGUAUUGAACAGCCCUAUGGUAGUAUUCCAGUAUUUUCUCCACGGAUAGGCCAUAUGAUGCAGUGUAUUCAUGUAACUUUGUAUUAAGUGCUUUCAAAUUGUAUAAAAAUAAUAGCCUUAUAAUUUUUCUUUGCUGAAGUGAAAAAACGUAAUCAAUGUUACAGUCAGGAGAUGCAUUUAGGAGAAACAAAGCCACAUUUAUGCCCAAAUUCUACUGUGGACUUGCAAGAGGGAGGAACUGGGCCAUGUGUAUUCAUUCGUGAGACAUUUCCAGCCCAUGAGAAUACUUCCGUAGAAAUGGAGACAUCGCUGAGAA
Messenger RNA from Chaetura pelagica (chimney swift), 1995 nucleotides. RefSeq names its product ELK3, ETS-domain protein (SRF accessory protein 2) (gene ELK3). Gene Ontology annotation, cellular component: nucleus. Gene Ontology annotation, biological process: cell differentiation; regulation of transcription by RNA polymerase II. Bases 1 to 1224 code for a protein of 407 amino acids. NCBI's taxonomy places the organism in Eukaryota, Metazoa, Chordata, Aves, Apodiformes, Apodidae. The transcript is spliced from 4 exons. Gene Ontology annotation, molecular function: DNA-binding transcription factor activity, RNA polymerase II-specific; sequence-specific DNA binding. The record is from RefSeq and is a predicted model, not a curated record.